Molecule: messenger RNA, 1392 nt
Organism: Limulus polyphemus (Atlantic horseshoe crab)
Lineage: Eukaryota; Metazoa; Arthropoda; Merostomata; Xiphosura; Limulidae
Product: CCAAT/enhancer-binding protein-like
Exons: 1
Coding region: 221-1207 (328 amino acids)
Biological process (GO): DNA-templated transcription; regulation of transcription by RNA polymerase II
Molecular function (GO): DNA-binding transcription factor activity, RNA polymerase II-specific; RNA polymerase II cis-regulatory region sequence-specific DNA binding
Source: RefSeq, a predicted model, not a curated record
GUAGAUUUCAGAAUUCGGGUUUUGUGUAGGCUGAGAGGACAUAAGUUCGAAAGAAGAAGUAGAACUUAAGUUGUUUUACGUUUAUUGUGCAAUCAUUUUACUGUUAAGUGAAUCACUUAGGGCAAGUAGCCCUUGCAUCAAGACGGCGUCAUAUCGAGCUCAUGCUUCUGUGGACUACUUCACCAGCAAUCCCUCGCCAUGUUUGAUAACUUCACCAGGUAUGGAAUCACCGUACAUGUAUGACGGCUCUCUCCAUGAACUUGAAGAUACUAAGCCUAACGUAAACAUUAGUAGUACUGUGGCACCUGUGACAAUUGAUUGUUCUGAGUCAGAUCUUACUGAACUUAACUCACCCGAGUUUUCUUUUAAUUUACAAAAUUUUAUUAACACUAAAAAUUCUAGGAAAGGUUGUUUAAACAGCUCGUUCUUUGACAUCUUUGAUAGUGCAAAAUCUCCACCAACUAGUAUUGGGACAGAUAUAACGCCAACCCAGCUCGACACCAUAGAGUUACUGGCCGCCGAACAGGCCCAGUCUGACGUCGCUUCCUUCCCGGUAAUGCCUCAUCAAACUACUCUUGGAACUGACCGUUACGGGGCUGAACUUGGCGUCAAUAUUAAACAAGAACCUAUAGACUUUGACAAUUUUGAUAAAUUUCUUGACCUGGGACUACUCGGUGAUUUCUCCAGUGCCAAAGACCGACUUCAUCGUUUAGAGACUGCCGUCAGAACUACGGCUGCUGUGGAGACCUCUACCUAUCCAAGGCCUGUGACUACCACCGCGUCGCUGCUGGACAGCUUCGACGGUGUAGGUCUGAGGCAAGAUUUGGGUGAAGGAAUGCAGAAUAGUCUAGACAGCUGUUCUAGUAGUAGCAGUAAUUACCGAACACUGCCUCACGGUAAAAGUAAAUGUAAAAAACUAGUAGACAAGAACAGUGAAGAGUACAGACGUCGACGGGAACGUAAUAACAUUGCAGUCAGAAAAUCUCGUGAGAAAGCCAAGCAACGCAGUCGCGAAACUGAACGCAAAGUUUCUGAACUCGUUCGCGAAAACGACUCCUUACGCAGCCGGGUGGAGCUGUUGACCAAAGAACUGAGUGUGUUGCGUUCGUUGCUCACUAAUGUUGGAGUACCCCAAGAAAAUGUGGACACUGAAAUUGCUAAGAUUGGCCAGUUCGAUCGUAUCCAAGCCCGUCUGCCUAAUAUGUGAGCCUAUUCAUAAAGAACACAUUUGCUUCCGUGGACCACUGUUAAUUUUAUGUCGAUUAGGCUGUUGCUUUAACCUGUUGAACUUUUCUGCGAUUUGUAUGCCUACGGAUAAUGGUUUGAGGAGUUCUGUUGCUCCGAUAAUCAUCUUAAUUGCUUAUGUGAUAAUUAUUGCCUAUUACAUUGUAA